GGUUCUGACUGUAAAUCCAAUCAUCUCCAUCUGCUGGUUCUGCUCAGGUGUGUCCAGGCAGCUGGAUCACUGAGCUGACAUGUUUGUUCUCCAGGUGUGUUCAGGUGUUCCUCCUCCCCGCAGCCCCUCCCUCUCCUGUCUAUUUAAAUGGGUGGUGUGAGCUGCUCCCGCUGCAGGUAAAGCUUUCUGUCUGUGAACAGCAGGUGGAUGAAGAGCAGAGAUUUUAAAGAAGAUGGAUCAGCCUGGUUCUGACUGCAGCUUGGAGAGGAGCUGCUUCAGUUUGGGUUUCUGAGGAUCAGAAACUGUUUUGGACCUUUUUAGAAAUUAGUUCAACACCCAAAAAAAAAACAUUUUAAAAGGAAAAUAAGUGAAUCUUUUCUGUUGGACUGAAUGCAGAACAUUUCUGGAAAGGAUUCAGAGACGUUUGGAUCUCUGCUGAUCCAGAACCAGAACCGGACCUCAGUCACCUCCUUCAACCAGGUCUGUAGAUCAUUUCUUCAUCCUCAAUCAUCCUCUUCCUCACCGGUGAUGCUGCAUGAAGCAGAGCAGAGUUAAUCCCAGCUGCUAAAGAAGGCGUGAUGUUGGUGUGUCGCCCCCUGCUGGUGACCUUGGCACUGCUCGCCUCGUUAGUCAGAGGUCAGAGCUGGAGGCCUUGCACAGACCUGCUUCCCAUUGACCUGCUCUCCAGAGCGUUACCCCGCCCAGGACCAGCCGCAGCCUCUCAGGUGCAGAUGGUUCAGUCCAGAGGCUCUAGAGGUAUCAGACUGACCGGCUCGGUACCAACAGCUCUAAGUUUUACAGCCUCACACAUCUUCACCAACUGUAACUAUUUUCCUUCUGAGUUCUCUUUGGUUGCCACUGUAAAGAUACCAAGACUGAGACAGAAGACCAAUCAGUACAUCCUCUCUGUGGUGAAGGAGGAAUCUGCGUCAUUGCUGCUUGGGCUACGUGUCUCUGAGAACCAUCUUCAUCUUCUGACCGCGGCCCCCGGUCCCGGAGGGAGAAGACGGAUAAGUUUUAAAAAUGUGGGAUUAGACGACAACAGAUGGCACACGCUGGUUCUGGCUGUGAGCGGUCAUUACGCCAUGCUAACCGUUGACUGUGGCCUACCUGUAGAACUUAAACAGGUCCAGUCCUUCCCCAGUACUCUGAACACUCAAGGUUCCAAGUUCAUCAUUGGCAGCAGGGGGCACUGGAGGGGUCACUUCUCUGGUCUGCUUCGUCAGCUGGUUCUUCUUCCAGGCUCAGACGCCAGGCCCAGACUUUGUCCGAACUCUGAACCCAGUCUGGCAGAGCUGUUGGUCCCUCAGGUCCUCAGGUCCGCCCUCCUGCAGCCGGACCAGCAGGGUUCAGUUUAUCCAUAUGAGGCGGAGGCCAGAGUGACAGCAGGAGAACGUCCUCCAUGUUCAGGACCAGAGAAAGGUCAGCUGUGGUUCAACGUUCAGAGGAAAGGUCUGUUCAUCUGCGACGGGACGACGUGGACGGCGCUGCUUCAGAAUAAGGAGCGUCUGGACUACGUGGAGGACUACCAGGACCUGUACACCCGCUCAGAAACCUUAGAUGUGGAGGUCUUCUCCAUCCCGUCUGAAGGCCUCUUCAUGGCUGCAGCCAACAAGGCCUCCCGACCCGGUUCCGGUAUUUACAGAUGGCAAAAUGGGUCGUUCCAGCUGUACCAGAACAUCAGCACUCAGGAAGCCAGAGCUUGGAAACAUUUCAAAAUCGAUGGAAAGAUUUUCCUGGUGGUGGCGGACAGCAGGAAGGCAGAGCCUGAGAUGUCAGUCAUCUAUCGGUGGAAUCGGCGGCGGAAGCGUUUCCUACUCUACCAGACUCUGGAAACUCACGCUGCUCAGGACUGGGAGGCCUUUCAGAUCCACAACAGUAGCUUCCUGGUGGUGGCCAAUCACAGGCGAGCCAGAGACUCCAACCAUAACAUCCAGAGUGUCAUCUACAGGUGGAACCCGGACACAAAGCUGUUUGAGGUCAACCAGACUCUGACUACGUUCGGUGCUUACGACUGGGAGUUCUUCACCAUCGGGCCGUAUCAUUUCCUGGUGGUGGCGAACACCUUCAAUGGUCAGACCACCACCAUCAGCUCCACCAUCUAUGUCUGGGUGGACGGAUGUUUCCGGAGCUUCCAGAACAUCACGACGAAAGGAGCAACGGAUUGGGAAAUGUUCCAGAUCGACGGCCGGUUCUUCCUCGCCGUCGCCAACAGUCAGCAGUUCUCCAGCCGAGGCCCGAGUCUCUACAACAUCAACUCCACCGUGUACGAGCUGAACAUGUUGACUCAGACCUUCAUCCACUUCCAGGACAUCCCGACUCACAGCGCCGUUGACUGGGAGUUCUUUACCAUUGGAGACGAGAAGUUCUUGGUUGUGGCCAACUCUCAUGAUGGCAGCUCGUACUCUCUGAACAGCGUUGUCUACAGAUGGCAGGGCUACGAGGGUUUCAUCUCUGUCCACAGCCUGCCCACCUUCGGCUGCAGAGACUGGGAGCACUUCACCACUGACCAGGGCUCCUUCCUCGUCUACUCCAGCGCCACCUCCAGGCUCAGCAAGGUGUUCAGACUGAGGACUUACUGAGGAGACCAGAACCACUGCUGACAGGAUUGCUGACAUCACAUCCCUGAGGGCGGGGCUUCAGGGAUCAGUGCUGCUCUGCUUUCUCAUCUCCAAGAGCUACGAUGAAAAUAAGAAACAAAACAACUUUAUUUAUCUGAGAAGCACUUUGUUAAACAAACUACAUGAAGCUGUGCUGAGCGUUUGAAUGGUCCAAACGGACCCAGAGUUCAAGGCUUUGCUUUGGAGACAUUCUGAACGUUCCUCUCUGCAGCUACAGAUGUUAACAGACAAACAGGAACUCUGUCAGAACCAACAUGAACUCGGUCACCAGCUCUGUGCAUUUACUUCUGAAUCAUUGACAAUGAGAAAGAAACAAGUCGUCAAUUUUAAAAUGGUAUAAAAUGGGAAGUAUGCAUACAUUAAAAACAUUUCCUCUGUAGAUCCAAAUGUGGGACCAAGGAGAACUUAAUGUAAGCUAGCCCAAGAUCCUUCAAGAGGUCAUAGCACAAAAAAACAGAAACAAACAGACUUUUGAACAGAACAAUGCAUUCAACAGAUGGAUUAAUCCUGUAAUGUUCAUUACUUAUCCAGAUUGCUCAGACUAACACUGUUAGUGAAUGCAGAGAAAAAUGAAAGCUGUAUUUAAAGAACAGUUUAUCUACAUGCUUAUUAAUAGAACUACAGUAAAUGCUCUCUGGGUAAAACUCUCAGCAAAUGAAGCUUAAAAACAAAAAAGACGAAGCUACUGAUUGAUACAAACUAAAGAUGCUGUGAAGACAGAUGUGCAGAAACAUGAUGCACGUUAGGAAAUUGGUGUUUGACUGUUAAUUAAUCUAUUUACCCCAAAGCUGCCCCAUCCUGGACCAGCUGCAGCUGCAGCCAUGUUUUUCAGGGUAUUGCUUCUUUAGGUGUGUUUUUAUUAUGGCCGAUUCAUCUAAACAGAUUAACUGUAUGUUUUAAUUGUUCAUCAUGUAACAUCAAACACAGUCUGUGUUAUAAAUUGCUCAAUGACUGCAGAAACUGCCAUUUUUCUGGUUAUAAGGUGCCUUUUACUGUUCCAGCAGCAGAACUUUAUUCUGGCGCCAUCUGCUGGUGUCUCUGGGAAUUACACAAUGAUCUACAGACUAUAAUGGGUGUUUUUAGGUUCAUGGGUCAUUUUAGGUAAUUUUUCUAUAAAUCAUGUUUAAUAUUCACACAUAUAGAUAAAACUUUUCCUUUGGCUGCCCCUUGUUUCAGCCACUGUCUGUGUUGUUGUUUUAUUUAUUGAUUCUUGUUUUUGCUGCAGGACAGUAAACUCAACUGAUCAGGUUCCAGAAAAGUAAAUGUUUUUCAUUAUUUUCUAUGAAAUUAUGAAAUUGUUUAACCAAUUUCCUCCUCAGGUCUCUGACAGAGCUACUAAAGAAAAAUACAUUU
Cyprinodon tularosa is the source of this 3974-nucleotide messenger RNA. Its product is annotated as thrombospondin-type laminin G domain and EAR repeat-containing protein-like. Gene Ontology annotation, biological process: signal transduction. Bases 579 to 2582 code for a protein of 667 amino acids. Lineage: Eukaryota; Metazoa; Chordata; Actinopteri; Cyprinodontiformes; Cyprinodontidae. The transcript is spliced from 16 exons. The record is from RefSeq and is a predicted model, not a curated record.